Molecule: messenger RNA, 1602 nt
Organism: Amoebophrya sp. A120
Lineage: Eukaryota; Dinophyceae; Syndiniales; Amoebophryaceae
Source: the annotation of a GenBank genome assembly
UCGGAGGUUCAAGACAUUUUGUCACAACUCGGCGCUAUAGUUGGUCGAAAAAAUCUGACCGACUUUGGCAGCUGUAAGUAGGAGGUAAUGCUUCUGUAUCUUUUCCACAAUUGAUUCGAUUCGAACACAUUUCUUUUUUCUCUGUAUCUCUACAUGUUCUUCUACCAGCGAGCUCUACCUUGACUUCUACAACUUUUCUUUACAGUAACGAACUUAACAUGUGCUGCACAACCUGCUUUCUCUAAAAUUAAACUAUUACAGACGUACUUUCUGAGAUCUUUCAAGUAUAAUACCGAAGGCAGUCGACAAAAGAAUUUAGUAAAACGCUGGCCGCACAAGUGCUCUUUGGGAUUUCGAUUUGUGGUGUUCGACAUGAUUCGAUGUGUUGCUGGAUGUUGAUCAUGAGGUAAUUAAAGGGCGCUCAGGUUCUGUGCCACCACGGCGAAUAGCACGUUGCAAAAAUUCUGCACAACCCUAUCGUUCACAGAAAAGCAAUUCAGCAAAAAUUUGCGAUAGACAAUGAUGGAACAGCAGGAGCAGGCCACCGAGACCUUCGAGGACGAGGUAAUCCGGAGCGUGGUCCGCCAGAUCCGCAGCGCUUUGAAGAUUCCGACGGACAUUCUGGAAAGCCGGUGGCGACAGCACCUCGCUGCGGAGUCUGAGGAGCGACAUGACGUCCCAGGCACGAGUAGCGGCUCUUCAGCAGCGCACGAUCGCGGACCACCAGGAGGCCCACCUCUAUUGCCCAGAAAGAAGGAGCAGCUGCAACCGUGGGAGAUGUUUUCAGCCAAAGCAAGGGCGCUACAAUCACGACGACCCGCAGAGUCGGAGAAAGAUGCAAAGGAAGGUGCUCGGAACGAUCCUACAACGGGGCGUGUAGCGCACAAGCAGGGCAGCGCGGCACAAGCUAGCAAGCCUGCGACAUCCUCGGGGGCCGCAAACAAGAGAAAGCGGUCCGACUCUUCUUCGUCCGAAGACGAACUUCUAGAGGACGACGACCUCGAGGAAGUCGUUGGGGCUGCGACAAACAAAAGCGUAAAGGAACCACCUCAGCUCGACGGCCAAACGGAGGGGUCAAGGGAAAAUUUCUCGCCAGGGGACAACUACCAGGCCGAUUUGGCCGUAAGUGCGGCUGCUUUUUUCGACGGCGAAGAUGAUCUUGCCGUCCCUGCCAUUGUCGGUGCCGGCAGCGCCCUCGGCUCAACGAACGGCAUAGACCGGCUCGACGAAAUGCCUGCUGCGUUGCUUCCUUUUGGUUCAAACGCCAGCAGUAGAGAUCAUUUAGGGAAGGGCGGCCUCCUCGCUCCUGGGCCGCCUCAAUCGCUGCAAAAGCCGGAGAAUUUCGUCGUGGGCCGGGGGAGCCUUGAGCGAAGGGACAAGACGAAGUGGCACGUGCGGCUCGAGACCGGUUUUAUUUCCCUCCAAAACGGUCAGCGCGAACUUCUCUUCAAAGAAGGAGAGGCGAAGCUGCAUUUCUGAAUCAGACGACAACCUUUGAUAAGCCUGUUUUUAUUCUGCAUCAUCAACGAGUGAAAAAACUAGAAUUUUUUUGCGCGAGAAACGCUUAUUCUCUGUGUUGCCUGAAGACGGAAGUAGUACGAA